CUCACCUGGACGCAGACCUUAGCCUUUUUCCUCUGCCAGCUGUUAAAGGAAGGAAAUAGCGAGAGGCUCUGAGAAGCUGUGGCUCUUGCUCCUUAAACCACGAAGGGGUCAUGGUCGAGCUACUGUCGAAGGUGCACCUCACUUCACACCCCAUCUGCCUGAGGAUCCGUGGGCACUCGGUGUAUGAGGACGAGAACCAGCGCACGUGGCUGCAUCUCGUCUUGGACACAGAAGGUGACCUGCAGGUACGGUUGUGGCAGGACGACAUCCCCAGUGGGUAUAUCGCACUCUCCACCAACCCGCUGAUCUCGAGCACCAUGCCUUCGAUGUGGACACUACACCAGGGCAGCCAGUACCUGGACUCCAUGGGCCGGUUCUGGCGCAUCGUGCACCAUGUCAAGGUGGAUGACCUGGAGGAAAUGAUCCUUGAGCUGAUGGCCGACUCGUAGGACAUCUGAUGGGGUCCCUGGCUCUUGGCAACCUGAGCCCCAGUCCUGCUGGCCUGCUGGUGGGAUGUGGAUA
Messenger RNA from Myotis lucifugus (little brown bat), 522 nucleotides. Its product is annotated as protein p13 MTCP-1-like. Gene Ontology annotation, molecular function: protein serine/threonine kinase activator activity. The transcript is spliced from 2 exons. The record is from RefSeq and is a predicted model, not a curated record. Gene Ontology annotation, biological process: positive regulation of peptidyl-serine phosphorylation. The coding region runs from base 111 to 449 and encodes 112 amino acids. NCBI's taxonomy places the organism in Eukaryota, Metazoa, Chordata, Mammalia, Chiroptera, Vespertilionidae.